This is a messenger RNA of Grammomys surdaster, 3413 nucleotides long. RefSeq names its product UV radiation resistance associated (gene Uvrag). NCBI's taxonomy places the organism in Eukaryota, Metazoa, Chordata, Mammalia, Rodentia, Muridae. The transcript is spliced from 15 exons. The coding region runs from base 198 to 2294 and encodes 698 amino acids. Gene Ontology annotation, cellular component: endosome; lytic vacuole. Gene Ontology annotation, molecular function: SNARE binding. The record is from RefSeq and is a predicted model, not a curated record. Gene Ontology annotation, biological process: SNARE complex assembly.
CCGGGCCGUGGAGGGGUUGCACUGCGGUAAUAUGGCUCUUCCUUAGCCAGCGGCGGUGGCCAGCGCGGGCGCGGAGCUGCCGGGGCUCUCGGGUGCCCGGUUUCUAGGCUGUAGGGACUCGGCGAAUCACAGCUCGGGAGGCGGCGGCCGAUGCGGGAGGACUGCCUACCUAGCCGCUCGGCGGCCCAGGGGUCCAGAUGAGCUCCUGCGCCUCGCUCGGGGGCCCGGUGCCCCUGCCACCCCCGGGCCCGUCCGCCGCGCUGACGCCGGGUGCCCCCGCGCGGGCCCUGCAUGUGGAGCUGCCGUCUCAGCAGCGGCGUCUUCGACAUCUCCGGAACAUUGCUGCUCGGAACAUUGUUAAUAGAAAUGGCCAUCAGCUUCUGGAUACCUACUUCACUCUGCAUUUGUGUGACAAUGAGAAGAUCUAUAAAGAAUUUUAUAGGAGUGAAGUGAUUAAGAAUUCCUUGAAUCCAACGUGGAGGAGUCUUGACUUUGGAAUAAUGCCGGACCGUCUGGAUACAUCUGUGUCCUGCUUUGUGGUGAAGAUUUGGGGUGGAAAGGAAGAGGCCUAUCAGCUGUUGAUAGAGUGGAAAGUCUACUUGGAUGGGCUGAAGUACUUGGGUCAACAGAUCCAUGCCCGUAACCAAAAUGAAAUAAUUUUUGGGCUGAAUGAUGGCUACUAUGGUGCUCCGUUUGAACACAAGGGUCAUCCAAAUGCACAUAAGAACCUCCUUCAGGUGGACCAGAACUGUGUUCGCAAUUCUUACGACGUCUUCUCUCUGCUGCGGCUUCAUAGAGCCCAGUGUGCAAUUAAACAGACUCAGGUAACUGUUCAGAGAAUUGGAAAGGAAAUUGAAGAAAAACUAAGACUCACAUCGACAAGCAAUGAGCUGAAAAAAGAAAGUGAAUGUCUGCGAUUAAAAAUUUUGGUGCUUCGAAAUGAACUGGAAAGACAGAAGAAAGCACUGGGACGGGAGGUGGCCUUCCUGCAUAAGCAACAGAUGGCUCUACAGGACAAAGGAAGUGCAUUUUCGACUGAGCAUGGCAAGCUUCAACAGCAGAAGGAAUCCCUGAGUGAGCUGAGGAAGGAGUGUACUGCCAAAAGGGAGCUCUUUCUGAAGACUAAUGCUCAGUUGACCAUCCGCUGCCGGCAGUUGCUCUCGGAGCUUUCCUACAUUUACCCUAUUGAUCUGAAUGAGCAUAAGGAUUAUUUUGUAUGUGGUGUCAAGUUGCCUAAUUCCGAGGAUUUCCAAGCAAAAGAUGAUGGAAGCAUUGCCGUCGCCCUUGGUUACACUGCACAUUUGGUCUCCAUGAUCUCCUUCUUCCUACAAGUACCCCUCAGGUAUCCCAUAAUUCACAAGGGGUCCCGAUCAACAAUCAAAGAUAACAUCAAUGACAAGCUGACAGAAAAGGAGCGAGAAUUUCCACUGUAUCCAAAGGGAGGGGAGAAGCUGCAGUUUGAUUAUGGUGUCUACCUUCUGAACAAGAACAUAGCACAGCUGAGAUACCAGCAUGGCCUGGGGACUCCAGACCUGAGGCAGACUCUUCCUAACCUGAAAAACUUCAUGGAGCACGGACUGAUGGUCAGGUGUGACAGACAUCACAUCUCCAAUGCCAUCCCUGUCCCGAAGAGACAAAGCUCCAUGUUUGGGGGUGCAGAUGUAGGCUUCUCUUCAGGUGUCCCUUCACCAGAUAAGGUACAUCGGAAACGGGCCAGCUCAGAGAAUGAGAGACUCCAAUACAGAACGCCCCCUCCCAGCUACAACUCAGCACUGACACAGCCUGGGGUGGCCACACCUACCUUGGGAGACUCAGAGAGGAAGGUCACCCCACUGUCGUCCUCGCUGGACACCUCCCUGGACUUCUCCAAAGAAAAUAAGAAAACAGGAGUAGACCUGGGCAACAGUGUAAGUGGAGACCACGGACAUGCGGACUCCGGCCAAGGACAGGGGGAGGCCCUGCCUGGACACCUGUCAGCCAUAAAUGGCACUGCACUUCCCGGUGAGCAGGCUGGCCCUGCCAGCACCCUGCUGCCAGGCCCAUGCCACCCGGCCCCCUCAGCUGAGCUCUGCUGUGCAGUGGAACAAGCAGAGGAAAUUAUUGGGCUGGAAGCCACAGGCUUCACCUCAGGCGACCAGCUCGAAGUGCUCGGCUGCAUCCCCGUGGACAGCGCGGUGGCGGUGGAGUGUGACGAGCAGGUGCUGGGAGAGUUUGAGGAGUUCUCUCGGAGGAUCUACGCCCUCAGCGAAAACGUGUCCAGCUUCCGCCGGCCUCGCAGGAGUUCUGACAAGUGAGGCGAGCAGUCAGACUGUAGGACCAGGGCAGAGCCGCUGCCCUCCACCAGGCCCAAGCAGCACUUAGCCUUUUUAAUAAUUCCGACACAUGAGUGUCAGUGGAGCAGAUUCCUCAGAAAGGCUGACUUUGGGAACAGAGUGGAUUCAGGGUCAUUGGAUACCAGUGGGGCCAGUCCGUGAGAUUCACUUUCCAGGCCAAGGUCACCUCUUGCUUACAGCUCAAGUCAUGUUAUAGGCAUUUGUCUGCGCUUUAUUUACACUUGUGUGUUCUCCUCAGAGGGAAGAUGAUAAUAUAUGUAACAGAAUGACCUCACCUUUCGUUUCUCAUAAGCACCCGCCCUCUCCAUCAUUUGUAAAACUUUGCAAAAUGGAAUAUUCAAAAAUAACUUUCCACCACUGAGAGGCCUAUGCCCAUCCAUUAGGUUGAUGAAUAAGAAACGGAGUGGUGGUCUGUGUUCCAGGCCCUCGGCCCCGAGUACCAUAGUCAGCCCGCAGACCUCACUGUUGGCCUGCUUCCUCAAGAUGGGCCAUGCAUCCUGAAAGCUGGGGCGGUAAAUCCACUAAUCCAAAACCAGCAGAACUGAUGUUCUGUCUCUGUCUAGUGUGCCAUACCCUGAUGAAAAAUUGUCCUGUGGUGGAUCCCAGGGAACACUCAGAAACCUCAUGGUUACCACAGUCAGAUGAGAUGGCAGCCAGCUUCCUUUGGGGCCAAAGUUUUUAUGUGGUCCAAAAUUGGGCACGCCUCUGGCAAUACACAUCCCAGAUAAAGACCCCCUAGGUAUAAAUCCUGUUAACUUAUUACAUUAUUACAUUUCAGUCGGAAGGAAGCCAGUAUAUAUGACAAAGUAUAGGUAGAGUCAGGAUAGGAUGUCCAGUGUGCAGACUGAGAGAGAUCGUUGGGUUAAGAGGCUAGAUAAAGCGUAGACGUGUGCGGUGUCACGAUGUUCAAUUAUGUUUUCUAGGUCCAUUGUCCUUACACAUUGAGAUUCCAUUUGCUGUUGCAUUACACAUUAUGUACCCACAGACAUUGCCUCAGGGUUGCAAGCUCUUAAAAGAAAAAUUUAUCCACAUAUCCAUGUAUUGUAAAGAAGAAUAAAAAUUGAAUUUACUUCACUUGAA